Papilio machaon (common yellow swallowtail) is the source of this 5587-nucleotide messenger RNA. It is a transcript of the gene Trpm, whose product is annotated as transient receptor potential cation channel trpm. Gene Ontology annotation, cellular component: membrane. The coding region runs from base 204 to 5441 and encodes 1745 amino acids. Lineage: Eukaryota; Metazoa; Arthropoda; Insecta; Lepidoptera; Papilionidae. The record is from RefSeq and is a predicted model, not a curated record. Gene Ontology annotation, molecular function: monoatomic cation channel activity. Gene Ontology annotation, biological process: protein tetramerization; monoatomic cation transmembrane transport. The transcript is spliced from 33 exons.
CCUUCUGAACAAAACUUUCUUACGUCAAUUCAAUGGAUAUAACCUAACACGACGCGAGUUUUUGCAAAGUUGCAAAUAAAAUGUGAUUUUAUUUCGAUCUUUACAAAUUCAAAUGGCUCAUUAAUAACGUGUUUUGUUCAACGUGACGUGUUUGUGUGCCAAUGAUGUGAAUUUUAUAGUGCAUUGUGUAAAAAAAAACAAAUAUGAGUAUCCAAAAGUGCCUUUUGGAUAACUCUAGCAGGAUGAUAAAAGCGAUGUCUACGGCCAAAUCUAAUAACAAUGAAGUUAAAACGGGCGUGCAAAGUGGUCUCAAAAAAGUGGGGCUGGCGAUGCUGUCCUUGUCAAUACCAGUCGAUGACAAAAAGAAAAAGACAACCCGAAGCUGGAUAGAGAGCACGUUCCAGAAGCGAGAAUGUAAAUACUUCGUGCCCAGCGCCAAAGAUGAGCAUGUAUGUUGGUGCGGCUUGAGCAAAACAGCUCACGGGUCGAGCGCGGCAUGCGCGGGGCCGGGCGAAGCAUGGGUACCCGCUCGGCACACGCAGCCCGCGCCCACCGACGCAUACGGCACUGUCGAGUUCCAAGGCGGACCACAUCCCACCAAAGCACAGUAUGUCCGUCUAUCACAUGACACGCGGCCUGAUCUGAUAGUUCAAUUGCUGACGAGAGAAUGGGCCCUAGACCGACCGAAACUUCUCAUCACUAUACAAGGAGGCAAGGCGAACUUUGACUUGCAGCCAAAGCUGAAGAAGGUACUCAGGAAAGGUCUGCUCAAAGCCGCCAAAACAACCGGCGCAUGGAUAUUUACUGGAGGAACUAAUACAGGUGUAACCCGUCAGGUGGGCGACGCGCUGCAACUUGAGAGAUCUCAGCGUGCUGGCAGGGUCGUCAGUAUCGGUAUCGCCCCCUGGGGUAUCGUGGAGGGUGCGCACGAACUCAUUGGCAGGGGACGGGAUGUCCCGUACCAUGCUAUUGCAUCUCCCAGAUCAAAGUUAGCAGUACUAAACAACCGUCACGCAUAUUUCUUACUGGUCGACAACGGCUCAGUAGGCAGAUACGGAGCUGAGAUAGUGCUUAGAAGAAAGCUGGAGAAAUACAUUGCUGCUCAGAAACUGCAUCCAUAUACGCAUUCGUCAACUCCUGUGGUAUGCCUGGUGAUAGAGGGCGGUACUAACACUGUGCGUGCUGUACUCGAGUAUGUAACAGACUCCCCGCCAGUGCCAGUGGUGGUCUGCGACGGCAGUGGCAGAGCGGCUGACCUCAUCGCAUUCGUACACAAAUACGCAUCAGAGAGUGGUGAGCAAACUGUAUUAGAGUCAAUGCGGGACUACCUGAUAGGCACGAUACAGAAGACGUUUGAAGUGGGUCUGCAACAAGCCGAGUGUCUCUACGGUGAACUGCUGCAGUGCACGAGGAAAAAGAACUUGAUAACAGUGUUCAGGAUCCAGGAGCGCGCUGAAGGUGGCGAGGUGCAGGAGUUGGAUCAGGUGAUCCUGACGGCGCUGUUCAGAGCCCAGCACCUGUCACCCAGCGAACAGCUAUCUCUGGCGCUCACUUGGAACCGAGUGGAUAUCGCGAGGUCGGAGAUCUUCGUGUAUGGACAGGAGUGGCCGCCUGGAGCACUAGACGAGGCAAUGAUGCAAGCUUUAGAACAUGAUAGAAUCGACUUCGUUAAGCUAUUGCUAGAGAACGGCGUGUCUAUGAGGAAAUUCCUUACAAUACCUCGGCUAGAAGAGCUGUAUAAUACAAAGAGCGGUCCAAGUAACACACUGAGGUACAUCCUGAGAGACGUAAGACCACAUUUACCGAGGGGAUAUGUAUACACUCUACACGAUAUUGGUCUUGUUAUAAAUAAGCUUAUGGGUGGUGCAUACAGGUGCUACUACACCCGACGCAAGUUCCGUCCGAUCUACGCAAAGGUGAUGAACAAGAGCGUGAACGUACACCGCAACAGCGCAUCGUUCACGCGGCACAACGCCGGCGGCCUCUCGCUCAUCACCGGCUUCAUGCCCGUCACUUCCGAGAUGGCUCUCUUCGAUUAUCCCUUUAAUGAACUACUUAUGUGGGCAGUAUUAACAAAGAGGCACCAAAUGGCGCUGCUGAUGUGGACUCACGGGGAGGAGGCCCUCGCCAAGUCUUUGGUCGCCUGCAAACUGUACAAGGCGAUGGCACACGAGGCGGCAGAGGAUGACAUGGAGACUGAGGUCUACGAGGAGCUUAGGCAUUAUGGAAAAGAGUUUGAAACUAAAGCACUCGAAUUGUUGGACUAUUGUUACCGACAAGACGAUGAUCAGGCCCAACAACUAUUAACGUGCGAGCUACAAAACUGGUCCGGUCAGACUUGUCUCAGCCUGGCUGUGGCCGCAAACCAUCGCGCAUUACUUGCACAUCCCUGCUCACAAAUAAUCCUAGCUGACCUUUGGAUGGGAGGACUCAGAACAAGGAAAAACACCAACCUUAAGGUAAUUCUGAGCCUGCUGUUUCCGCUGUACAUUCUUCACCUGGAGUUCAAGUCCAAGGAGGAACUCCAGCUGAUGCCACAGACUGAAGAGGAGCAUUUGGAGAAUGAGAGUAUGGAAGACGAUAGAAGCACUAAGGACCCGAACGAUGCUGAGCAGGCGUUGAUUGGCUCAGGGGCCGAAUGCGAGACCCGUGUCGAUCAGAAUGGGAAAGUUGGUAAAAUAGGCUGGGAGCCGUCAUAUAGAGAACUGCCAGAAUAUCACUCGCCUGAAGAUAAGAGAAUGCGACCGCUCCGCCUUAGAAAGAAGAUAUACGAAUUCUUUACGGCGCCUAUUACGAAGUUUUGGGCUGACUCAAUUGCCUACAUUCUGUUCCUUCUGAUGUUCACGUAUACAGUAUUAGUCAAGAUGAAUUUAACACCGUCUUGGCCGGAGAUUUACUCCAUAUGUUAUAUAUUAACGUUCUUAUGUGAGAAGAUAAGGGAAAUUAUUACGUCCGAACCAGUUGCCAUUAGACAUAAGUUCAGCGUGUGGGCGUGGAACAUGUGGAACAUGUACGACGCGGGGUUCAUCAUCUUCUUCCUAGUGGGGCUAGCGCUGCGCCUGCGCACCAGCUCCAUGGAUGUCGGUCGUGUCAUCUACUGCGUCGACAUCAUCUACUGGUAUCUUAGGAUACUUAAUAUAUUGGGGGUUAAUAAAUAUUUAGGUCCAUUGGUAACGAUGAUGGGUAAAAUGGUAAAGAAUAUGAUAUACUUCGUGGUGCUACUGCUAGUUGUACUGAUGUCGUUUGGUGUCGCUCGUCAGGCGAUACUCUACCCGGACAAAGAAGCUAGUUUGUAUUUGAUUAGAGAAAUUUUCUUUCAACCGUACUUCAUGUUGUACGGUGAAGUUUUCGCAAGUGACAUCGACCCGGAGUGUGGUAUGGACAUUUAUGACCCGAAGUGUGUCACUGGUCGCUGGAUAACGCCAAUCGCAAUGACAAUCUACCUACUUGUGGCGAAUAUUUUGCUCAUAAACCUUCUCAUUGCGGUCUUUAACAAUAUAUUUAAUGAAGUCAAUGAAGUCUCGCAUCAGGUAUGGAUGUUCCAAAGAUUCACUGUGGUGAUGGAAUACGAACAGAAACCAGUAUUACCACCUCCUCUUAUUAUAUUUUGUCACAUUUACGCGACUUGCAAAUGGGUGACAAGGAACGUAUCUCACAAAAGGUUCCAAUACGACAAUGGUCUCAAAUUGUUCUUAGAGAAAGAAGACAUGGAAAGAUUGUAUGAUUUUGAAGAGGAAUGUGUCGAAGGGUAUUUCAGGGAACAGGAAGUUAAAUUAUCAAAUUCGAUAGAAGAAAGAGUGAGAAAUACAACAGACAGAGUCGAACAUAUCACUACGAAAAUGGAAGAUUUAAAUCAAAAAGCUAACUGUCAAAUACAAUCCGUGCAGAGUGUGGAAUUUAGGUUAAGAAAGCUGGAAGAUGUCGCCGAGCAAACAAUGAACCAUCUGGCGGUAAUACAUCGGUUUAUGGCAACACAUCCCUCUUUAGUUAAUCGAGGAUCGACGGACACAUUAGGCCCACCACCCCCAACUUUCCAAGCAGGAGGAGCCAGGUUAAGAACAGCUAGUGACAGAUCUGAGGUGCUGUCAGACAGCGACACGGGCGCCGCGCGGUUCGCCGUCCGCCCCGUGCAGGAGGAGGACGAGCAAGCCUCGCAGCCCUCGGACGACGAGCUACCACAGUCGGGACCGGAAGCGACAGUUGAGAAGGAACAAGAAGCGGACUCAAUAUCAACAUCGUCAGCUGGUAGUGUGGCUGGACCUGACGUUACCGUGAUAAGACCCACCGUGCCCGCAACGCCAGCCAGACAAAGAUCCUUAGAUAGCAAUCGAACUGAGCCCAGUGAUGAAAAGAAAACAGUACCGUCAACAACUGACGAUGCCUUCUUACCAGAAGUGCGGGAGGUACCAACUGAUAUACACAACCUUCGCCCCAGAACAACUUCAGCUGGAACACGACGCACAGCAAACACCAGACGACGUUCAGAAGGUGGCAAUGACUGUGGCGUGGGUGGCCACCACUCCGCGCAACACCUGGCCCCUCGGAGGCAGCACAGUCAGACUCACUCGGAACCCGACAACUCCGCAGUCGAUGUUUGUUCUCUACAUAAUUCUGUUACUGGCCGUCAGUCCGGAUGGGAGGCGACAGGUGGGGGGGUGUCCUCGGGGCGCACGCGGGUCGGCGGCGCGCCUCGCUCUCUGCUGCUCGCCAUGCACGAGUAUACCAGCAUCACGGAUGAGUUGGAGACUGUCUACGGCUUGUUCUCACCUCCUCAUACACCAAGGACUCCAAUAACAUCCCGUCUCCUGUCGCCCGCGCGCGCGGCGUCCCCCUCCCUGCGGCGGCGGCACGCCAGUGAGAUGUCCAACCCGGAGUUCGCGCUCUUCAUGGAGAAGGAGCAUCUCCGCGGCGCUGAGGAGGACGAUUACAUUAUCAUGGAGAACCUUAUACAGCGCCGCAUAGAAAUGGAGUGUUACCUGGGCAGAUACGAGGAGGAGGAGGCGGCGGAGGGGGGCGCAGGAGGAGGUGAGGUGUCGGGGCCGGGCGGGGAGGUGACGUCCGUCAGCAUCAGCGUGUGUGUUAACGAGGAGCCGCCGCAGAACUCGCAACUGUUGACAGUCGCUGAUCGCCGGCUGGUACAUCAGAGGCAUUCUUUACGCCGGUCCUCGGCAAUAGACAGCCGCGAGCUGCCCUCUCCCCUGCAGCCGCUGCUGGGCGAUGACACCUGCGGAGAGGUGCUGCUGCCAGUGCCCAGACAACCUUCAGGAGAGACAAACGCAUCAAGUGAAAUCUCGCUCUCUCACAUGGUGAGCGAGAACUUGCCGCCGCGACCGUCCAUAGUGCUGGACUCCUCGCAGUUGCCGCGUCAGCGCUCCGCCGACCACCAGCCACCACCACCACCUGCACCACCUGCACCUGCAAGACCGGAGACUAUGUGCUGAGUAAAACUUAGUAUAAGAAUAGAAAAUUGAAAUGAAUGGAGCAGCCAUCAACCAAAUAAUUCACAAUGAGACUGCUCUACGGUUGCGUAUUAGGAAUAAUUUAGGAAAAUAAUUAUUUAAAUAUAGUAACACCAAAAACGACACGA